AUGCUCUUCACCGAGCCCAUCGUGAUUUUCACAACGAUGUAUGUCUCUCUUAUCUUCUCCGUGUUAUUCCUCUUCUUCCAGGCGUACCCCUUCAUCUUUCGCGGAGUUUACGGCAUGUCUCCUCCAACGGCCGGCCUCGCCCUACUCCCCGUCGCUGUCAGCUCCCCCUUUGCGUUGGCAAUCUUCUUCUGGUGGGACCGUAAGCUCCACAACGCCAAAAGCCGAGGCGAGUCUUGGUCCUUCAAAGACGAAUACCAGAGGCUACCACUUGCAUGCGGAGCGGGCCCAGUGCUCACUGCUGCCAUAUUCUGGCUCGCGUGGACAAGCCGAUCCGACGUCCACUGGAUCGUCCCCAUGCUGGCUGGCCUGCCUUUCGGAGUAGCAUACAUGCUCAUUUUUGUCGUCUUCUUCAACUACCUGACCGACGCCUACAAAGUGUACUCUGCAAGCGCAAUGGCUGCGGCAAGUUGUGGGCGUAGCUUGGCGAGUGCGCUGCUGGUCCUUGCGGCCGAGAGCAUGUACGAACAUCUGGGGCCAUCUUGGGCUACGAGCAUUCCGGCGUUUGCGAGCUUGCUUAUGAUUCCUAUUCCAUUCGUUUUCAUCAGAUACGGACCGCAGAUUCGCGGAAGAAGCCGCAUCUGCCAGGAGAUCAACAAGGCAAAUGUAGAUAGCAGUGUGUAG
This is a messenger RNA of Lasiodiplodia theobromae, 681 nucleotides long. RefSeq lists its product as uncharacterized. NCBI's taxonomy places the organism in Eukaryota, Fungi, Ascomycota, Dothideomycetes, Botryosphaeriales, Botryosphaeriaceae. Bases 1 to 681 code for a protein of 226 amino acids. Gene Ontology annotation, biological process: transmembrane transport. Gene Ontology annotation, molecular function: transmembrane transporter activity. The record is from RefSeq and is a predicted model, not a curated record. The transcript has a single exon.